This is a messenger RNA of Thelazia callipaeda (thelaziosis nematode), 1020 nucleotides long. Lineage: Eukaryota; Metazoa; Nematoda; Chromadorea; Rhabditida; Thelaziidae. The record is from the annotation of a GenBank genome assembly.
AUGAUUAUUUGCAUAUUAAUAUUAUUUGUUUCACUUACUAAUUCACAAAUUACUACUCAAGAAUUAGAAGAUGAGAAUGCACAAGAAAUAGCUAAUAGAACUUACGUUGAAGAACAAACAGAAUUGCAACGUACUAUUUUAAAUAAGUAUGACAAGCGUUUACGUCCUAUUGUGAAUGCUUCUGAACCAUUAGACGUUUCAGUCCACGUCUACAUUAUGCAUAUUUCUGUAAAUCAAAUAGAGCAAACAGUUACAUUGAAUGGACAUAUAUAUAUGACGUGGAGAGAUGAAUACGCUGUUUGGGAGCCUAGCGAGCAUAAUGGCGUUCGAAUAACAAUGGUCAAGCAAUGGGAAAUAUGGACACCAGAAUUAAAAAUCACAAAUAGUGUUUCUGGUGUAGGACAGUUUUUUGAAAUUUCAAAACGAUCACAUGUGAUUAUCCACUCAAAUGGUAAAGCUUGGAGUAGAAUUGAAAUUUAUCCGACAUUUUCAAUCAAAGUUGGCUGUGCAUUUGAUUUUUCUGCUUAUCCUUUUGAUAUUCAAACUUGUCCACUUGGUAUUUAUACAAGUAAUCGGAUGAGCGAAGUCCAACUUUCUGUUUAUCACAAUAUGGAACCUACUGUUUUGCUUGGUUGGGGGGCGCAAUCAGAUAAAAAACAUAUUAGUGAUUGGAAAAUUGAUUCAAUUACUGCAAAUAUUAGCUAUUUUAGCGGAGGUAAAUACAAGAAUAAACGACCUGUUGAUGCUGAAGAGUUAGAUAUAACCUGGUCUGUUCUCUACACAUGGCUGACUUUACAUCGAAAUGUGUUUUGUUUCCCACUUGCAAUGCUCUUACCAAUUUUGAUCUCUUAUAUGCUUGUUAUGUCUUCAUUCCUUUUGCCAACUCCAGAUUUUGCUAUUUAUAUAUUACUUGCUAAUUUAUUCUUUAUGGGAAUAUUUCUCGAAGAUGUAAUAGUAUUGAUUCCCCCAGCUAUUGGGAAAUCACCGAAAAUUGGUAAUUUUUCUUGCAAACAAAAAUAA